AAAGCCCACAUCCCCACACUCGUCAGUUUAGUUGCGUAUCGCGCCGUUUCCUGCGGCUGAGGACUGGACUGAGUGUUUGCGCUUCGUGUUCGCACUGGAUAGAGAAAACACACACACACACACACACUCAACUGGAAGUGUGUGUGUGAGAGAGUGUGUGUGUCAUGAAUUGUACCUGAGCCGGGCAUGUGGGUAGUUAACCGGGUUCCUGGGCGUGGAAAGGAGGCAGAAAGCCCCUGCUCUACUUGUUAGUGUUGGAAUAUUGUUGAAGUAAACUUCAGCAGUGACUGCGCAACUGGACCAGCGUCCGGGUUGAGCCAUUAAAAGCGCUUUCCUCUUAUCAGGAUGUAAGAUUUAGGAACUUUUUUUUUUUUGGGACGAGAGCUGACACAGAAGAGGACUUUUAAAAUCUCUGAGGAAUAUAUAAGAGAAAAAAACAAGACGGUUCAUUGAUAGAGAGCCCGGCGGCGCAUCCAGGGGAGAGGAGAGUGAGGUGGAUCAUCAGGCCUGAACACUAAACAGGACAGUGAGGUGGUUGGGAGAUCAACCGACCUGAAGACUAAACAGACAUGAUGGAGCCGUGGUGGCCAUGCCAGUUUGCCCUCAUCACCCUGGCAACAGUUUACCUCACCUGCUCGAAUGCCAAAAACGCAGAGUUCCUCUCUGACACUUUGAUCAACAACGUGGUGGCAGAUCCUCGUACAGGUCGGCUGUACAUCGGCGCUGUGAACGGCCUCUACCAGCUGAACCCCAACCUUGAGUUGGAGUCCCGCACAGAGACGGGCCCCAAACGGGACAACCGGCAGUGUACCCCGCCCGUCACUGAUGCUUGCGAGGAGGCCGUGGACACCGACAACCACAACAAGCUACUGUUGGUCCACAGCGCCAAAGACAUGCUGGUGGUGUGCGGCAGCGUCUUCAGGGGAAUCUGCUCACUGAGGAACCUGAGCAAUGUGGAGCAGCUGCUGUACUUCAGUGACACCAAAGGAGAGAAGUCGUAUGUGGCGAGUGCAGAGGAGAGUGUCUCUGUGGUGGGAGUGAUGUCCUUCUUUACUAAAGACAGAGACAACUUCACUGUGUUCCUGGUUGGUAAGGGAUAUGGUAGCCAUGACAGCACCAAGCUGAUCUCCACCCGCAUCCUCCAGGACUACGGUGAUUGGGUGGUGUUUGACAGCAUCAUCGAGGCCUCGGCCGUGCAGGCCAAUCCCUUCGUGCUACGAUACCUCCACGACUUCCGCUUUGCCUUUAAAGAUGGCGGCUUUGUCUACUUCCUGUUUUCACGGACGCUCGGCGUGCAGGACACCAAGAACUUCACCUUCAUCUCCAGGAUGUGUGAGGACGAUCAAGGCUAUUACUCCUACACUGAGCUGCAGCUUAACUGCAGCGCAACAAACAAGUACAACAAAGUUCAGGCUGCCUAUGUCGCGGUACCAGGUGAGGUUUUGGCUCAGAGUAUGACCGCAACGAACCAGUACGGACUAGUUUCAGCUGAUGACAAGGUCCUGUUUGUCACCUUCACCUCUGAUGAAGACGCCUUGUCCUCAGCAAUGUGUAUGUAUCCACUACAGUCUAUUAAUAAGAGGCUGGUGGAGAUAAUUGGAGCCUGCUACAGCGACAAUGGCAUCAUCAACAAAAAGGCUGCUGUCUACUCACCUUACUCCUCCAAGUCUGAAGAGCUGUGCAGCAGCAGUAAUCAGCACAACAUGGCACUCAAAUACAAGUGUGGAGCUGAGUUCCUGCCCUCGCCUCUGGCCAGCAAGGCCGAGUUCGCCUUAACCACCGAGCCGUCAUUGAUCCGAAAAGGUCACAUGACAGCUGUGGCUGUGGCCGUGGCAGCGGAAACAGGGCAUGCUGUGGCGUUCGUGGGCACUGCCAAUGGAGAGGUGCUGAAGGUGCAUCUGUCUGCUCAUCCGGAGGUGUACGGCCGAGCGCUGGGCGAAGUCACAGGGGACAAGGUCAACAAGGAUCUGCUGUUCGAUUCCAGCCUCCAACACCUGUACAUCACCACGGAGAAAAAGAUCACCAAGGUUCCUGUUCAGGCCUGUCACCAGAAGACAGACUGCCAAGCCUGUGUCACCAUGAAGGAUCCGUACUGUGGCUGGUGUGUCCUGGAGGGAAAAUGCACCAGGAAGCAGGAGUGUGGCGGGUCGAAUGAGGAAAACACCUGGCUGUGGUCGCCCAAUCAGCAGUGUGUUAAGAUUGAGGCCUUCAACCCACCGAACCUCAGCUGCAAGAAGACACAACAGGUCGAUAUCAGCAUACCAUCCCUGCCCAGACUCAGGCCCGGUGAUAGACUGCAGUGCUUUUUUGGCAAAGACAGUAACGAAGCUGCGAUGAACCCUGACACUGGCGUGGUCACCUGCUCGUUGCCUGAUCCCGUCAACAUCCCUCCCACUCCUGACCAGCAGGAUUACGUGUCUGUCCCGGUCAUUGUUACGGUGAACAACAACAUCAAGGUGACCUCUAGCGAAUAUCACUUCUACAACUGUGCAGCUACCGUCAGGAAGAACCCGAAUACACCGUGUAUAUCAUGUGUGACCAGUGAGUGGGGCUGUCAGUGGAAUGCUCAGGACCACAGCUGCAGCGACAGUGAUGACACUGUCGACGGAGAUCACAUUGUCAAACCACAACAGUCGGACAGCUGUCCUCAGUUUGAGGCUCCGGAACCACUGUUGAUCCCUGUUGGAUUUGAGAUUCCCAUCAGCUUCCAAGGCCGAAACCUGGAGAUCUAUGCGGGUCGGAGGUUUUCCAUAGGGACUGAGCUCAUGAAACACACAGAACUCACAGUCACUCAGGAAGGAGGGUCAAAGUUCAGAUUCGACGGCUAUAAGUUUGAGUAUGACAAGCAGCAGGAGGUGAAUGUAUCCUUCCAUAUCAAAGACAGAGACACUGAGAGGAAGAUUGACAGCACACUGACAGUGGUGCUCUAUAACUGCUCAGUGAAAAGAGAGGACUGCAGUCUGUGUAAACAUGCUGACUCUAAGUAUCACUGUGUUUGGUGUGCCACCUCUCAAACCUGUGUUUACCGAGAUCUUUGCCUGUCGCCACAGCCGGCACAGUGUCCCAACCCAGAAAUCACAGACAUCAUCCCUCGGUUCGGCCCUCUGAACGGUCGCAUCGCGGUGACCAUCAAAGGCUCAAACAUGGGAAUAAAGAAGGAAGACAUCAAAAAGAUCACAGUGGCUGGAGUGGACUGUGUUCACCAGGAGGACAGAUACUCCGUCUCCACCAGUGUGGUGUGCGAGAUCGGUCCAGCAAAACGAGAUCCGCCAUCUGAUGUGCCGUUUGAACCCAGAAACCAAGGAGCAGUAACUGUACAAGUGGAGGGAGGGAGAACGGGAACAUCACGGGUCAUUUUUACUUAUCGGGACCCCAAACCGGACUCUGUUGAACCAGCAAAGGGUCCAGCAGCUGGUGGAACCGUCAUCACCAUCCAAGGAGAAGAUCUGGACACUGCGACUAAAGAUGACAUUGCCGUCACAGUGGGCGGAGUCUCAUGUGAAGUACUUUCGUUUGGGACAGAGAUCACCUGUAAGACUGGCAGGUACCGUGGACAGAAGGUUCCCUCUGACGCACUGACGGUGAGCGUUAAAUAUGGUAAAAACACCACCAAAGAUGUCCCAUCGGCCUACCAGUACUCUGAAAACCCAAAGAUCACAGAUUACAACCCUAAGGACAGCUUCGUAUGUGGCGGUCGGAGGAUCGUGGUGAAUGGAAGCGGUUUUGACUUGAUCCAGAGAGCUACCAUGAAAGUGCUGAUCUCUUCUGAUGAGUUUUCACAGAACACCACGUCUGUAGAGUACACCCAGGAGGCUGUGAGUAAAACUGACACAAUCCUCCAGUUCGACUCUCCGGCUGUGAACGGCUCCGUCGACAUUCAAUUAUUCAGAACGUUCCUGCAGCUUGACAACGUGAACGAGGAGCUGAAGAGUUUCGACUACCAUCCUGACCCCAGCUUCAACAAGUUGGCCAAGAACGUCAUCACUGAGACCAGCAUCAUCAUUGUGACUGGGCGAGGUUUUUCUAAAGCGAUGACAGCCAAAGAGGCCCAGGCGUUUGUUGGAGAUGCCUCCUGUCAUGUGAACAUACUGCAGGACGAUAAGUUGAUCCUGGAGGCUCCAUCAUCUCAGCCCAGAGCCAGAUCCAAACGCCAGCGCAGAGACACAACCAAUGACCUCCUGGACUUAGUGGUGAAGUUUGGUCAUGGAGAGUGGUUGGUGGGUUCAGUCUACUACGCCAGAAAAGACGACAUCCCCCUGGCUAUAAUAAUCCCUUCAGUUAUUGUACCAAUGCUGCUCUUCAUCGCCGUCUCAGUCUACUGCUACAGGAGGAAGAGUCAGCAGGCAGAGCGGGAGUAUGAGAAAGUAAAACACCAGUUGGAGAAUCUGGAAGAAAGUGUAAGAGAUCGCUGCAAGAAAGAGUUCACAGAUCUGAUGAUUGAGAUGGAGGACCACACUAGCGACCUGAGCGAGGCCCGCAUCCCCUUCCUUGACUACAAAACCUACACAGACCGUAACUUCUUCCUGCCCUCCAAAGACAGAGCCAAUGACACCAUGAUCACAGGAAAAAUACAAAUCCCAGAACCUCGCAGGGCCACAGUGUCUCAGGCCCUCAACCAGUUCUCCAACCUGCUCAACAGCAAAACCUUCCUCAUUAAUUUCAUCCGCACAUUGGAGAGUCGUCCUGACUUCAAUGCACGGGCUCGGGGUUAUUUUGCUUCCCUGCUGACGGUGGCACUGCACGGUAAACUGGAGUAUUACACCGACAUCAUGCGGACACUGCUGCUGGAGCUGAUGGACGAACACGUGCAGAGCAAAAACCCCAAACUCAUGCUGAGGAGGUCAGAGACGGUGGUGGAGAGGAUGCUUUGUAAUUGGAUGUCCAUCUGUCUCUAUCAGUUCCUCAGGGACACAGCAGGAGAACCAUUAUAUAAGUUGUUCAAGGCCUUAAAGCACCAAGUGGAGAAAGGACCGGUGGAUGCCAAGAUGAAGAAAGCCAAAUAUACUCUGAAUGAUACUGGGCUGUUGGGUGAUGAUGUGGAGUACUCUGUACUGACUUUGCAGGUGCUGGUCCAUGGGGAGGGACCAGAUGUGACUCCAGUGAAGGUGCUGAACUGUGACACCAUCACUCAGGUGAAGGAGAAGAUUAUCGAUCAAGUCUACAGGAAUCUGCCAUACUCACAGAGGCCGAAGGUGGAGAGUGUUGCCCUGGAGUGGCGUCCUGGAUCAACAGGGCAGAUCCUGUCCGACCUCGACCUAACCUCCCAGAAGGAAGGACGCUGGAAGAGACUCAACACUCUGGCUCAUUACAAUGUUCGAGAUAAUGCCACGCUAGUUCUGUCCAGAGUUUUACACACACAGUCGUUUCAUCAACACCAAGACAGCUAUGAAGAGAAAAAUGCUCUGCUAGAAGACGACAAUACAUUCCACCUAGUGAGACCAGCGGAUGAAAUUGAUGAAGUGAAGUCAAAGAGAGGCAGCAUGAAGGACAAGGCGAUGACCAAAGCCAUCACCGAGAUCUACCUGACCAGGCUGCUGUCUGUCAAGGGCACGCUGCAGCAGUUUGUGGAUGAUUUCUUCCGUAGUGUGUUGUGUUCAAGCUCCGUUGUUCCUCCGGCUGUGAAAUACUUCUUUGACUUCCUGGACGAACAGGCGUUGAGACAUGACAACGUUGAUGAGGAGACACUACACAUCUGGAAGACCAACAGCUUACCGCUGAGGUUUUGGGUGAACAUCCUGAGGAAUCCACACUUCAUCGUUGAUGUCCAUGUUACGGAGGUGGUGGACGCCUCGCUGCACGUCAUCGCUCAGACUUUUAUGGACGCCUGCACCAAGACGGAGCACAAACUCAGCAGAGAGUCUCCAAGCAACAAGCUGCUCUAUGCAAAAGAGAUUUCUACGUACAAGAAGAUGGUGGACGAUUAUUACAAAGGCAUCCGACAGAUGGUUCCAGUCAGUGACCAGGACAUGAACACACACCUCGCUGAAGUGUCCAGGCAACACACAGACAAGCUGAAUACCCAGGUGGCCUUACAUCAGCUCUACCAGUAUGCCAGCAAGUACUACGAUGUGAUUAUCCAAUCACUAGACGAGGACCCAGCAGCUCAGAAUAAACAGCUCACACUCCGGCUCCAACAGAUCGCUGCCGCUCUUGAGAAUAAAGUCACUGACCUUUGACCUCUGACCUCUUGGCGUGGGUUGCGGGAUGGCUACUUAAACACAAGAUGUCAUUUUCCAUUUAAGGGUUCAAAGGAAUAAGAGCUUGCAGACUCUAGUGAAUGUUAUAACCAUAUAAGGACUGUGGGUGGGGCUACAGAAGCCUCAGGAAGCCAUUGACCAUAUAAAGACUGAAGGGGGAGGAGUUAUGGGAUCUCAGAAGGUUUAAAGAGAGAAGAUUUUGGACAAAUGAAGAGUUAAUAUGAGCCCAACUGGUGGAAACUGAAGCGCUUAUGUCCACUACAUUGUAUUACCCAAUUCCACUUGGCAUCCCACGAAAAAUAUAAAACAGGGAAGCAAAAUGGCACCUGUAAUACGACUGCAGUUGAGCUUUGUGAAAUCAAAGGGUUAUUUUUUAAUGGUCGCUUGGCAGUGUAUUCAGUAUUUUGGACAUAGCUGGUGUAUAUCUGUGUUUGGCUUCUUUGCAUCACUUAAAGUUGAAUUUAACCACAUAAGGACAUAAAAAGAAGGAGCCGCCCCAAGAAUAACGAGUUUUGGAUAAUUGAGAAGAAAUUAAGUCAAGCAAUGAGACAUGACGGGAUACUUCCUUUUUUGCCACUCAGCCUUUUUUAACGUUUCAUUUGGAAAUACAGCAGCCCUGUGACUUUUUUUUUUCUUUUUGGCUCUGAACUGUGGAGGUGAGGCUAUUUUGCCUUUAAAUGCUGUUCUGGGGUCAAAUUUUCUGCACCAUCACUUAUUGCUGUAUCAGAAAAUUAGAUCCAAAGUCAGCAACAGUGAAUACCUAAAGCACAGAAGUACUCGGGUGAACUUUUACCUUUGAAGAGAGUGGAAAAAAGAUUAUCAACGAAUGAAAACCACGGUACACACCACUGUCCAAUCAGGAGCCUUGAUUCUGAUGGCACAAAUAAGGAGAGAACAUUCAGGGUACGAUGAAUCAAGAUUUGUCUGAACAAAACAAACAUCAACCUUGACUUUGGCCAAAUGUUUUUCACAUAAAAGCUGCAGUGUGUUUCUAUGCUGACGACUCUGUGUUGUUCACACAAAUCACAGCUGAAUAAUUUCACAUUGUGUUAAUCUUUUUUUGCAGGCUUUAUGCUGUGGCUUUGCAUUCACAUAUCAAACAUGAAACCUAUGUUUUUAAUGGACUGAUUGUGUGCCACUUUGUUUUUCUUUCGUAAAGUGUUAAUCAAGGUGCAUAAUGUCAUAUCCAGUAGUUCACCUUAUCAACAUUAUCCUGUCGCUGAAGACCAGCUUCUUUUUAUUUCCUGUGAAAAAUCAUGACUGCCUAAUCAUGUGGUCUGAACAGCCAAACAUUUGUAUUUUUACAUGUGAUUUUGUUUUGUAGAAUUUGCCAACUUUGACUUCUUUUGCAAUAUUCUCAUCAUGUAAUGCAGUGUUUUCUUCUCUUGCUCUCUGCACAGAUGAUGGAUAGUGAAUGAAUUGUCUUCUGAAGACGGGGCACCCAUAGAUCCUUUAAAAAGGCUUAGACUAAAUCUAGAUUAAUGUGGUAAAGUGUCUUAAAUACACUUGUUAUAGGCCUUAGCCCUCCAUCGUGCAUAUAUCUGUAUGAUGACGCAUCAAUAUGCAUCUUUUUUUUUUCUUUGUUAAACAACUGAACUUAAGUUUUCUUAACUUUACCAGGGUCAUGCAGUCAGUAUUAGUACUGUUGGUCCUGGGUACAUACUUCAGUACAUACCACCAAAAACUGGAUAUGCUAUCAUGCAAAAAUACAAAAACAUAACUGCAUAAGUGCAAGUAGGUUAACACCCAACACCUGCAGCUUCAUGGAUAUGCAUGUGCCUCCUGGUGAUGGCAUAUUCCUCAUUUUAUCCAUGAAGUGGUUGAAAUUACAACCUGCAGGAAAUGUAAAAUAAUAUUCAGUGCACCAUCCAGUCAACAAAAAAUAUUCCCUUUUGUUAAAUUGCAUCAAUAAAUUUGGUCUCUCUUAAACUUAAGAGCCAAAUAAUUAUUCAAAAAACCCAUAAAGCAGAGUUGGUAAAAAUAUGUUCACCUCAGUGGUUUAUUAAUAUUGGAGAGACAUCUUAAAUCUUAAGUUACAUGAUCAAUUAUAUCAUCAGCCACUCUGCAAAUGAGUAAUUUGUGGACCAAGUGAUGAGAAUAUCUUCAGCAGACAGACAGGUUUAAGUGCCGUUACCACUGAAGUAUAAGUGUUCUCAUUUAUCUUCUGUUACGCUACAUACUCUCUUCAACAUAAACUCGUCAUAUAUCUGAAUUUUUCUUUGCCUUCGAAGCCCGGACGAUGUUCUUUAUUUAGUGCUUGAGUUGAGUUAAGCAAAGAUUAAAUAUGCAGUUUGUAACUUUGCAUGACUGAAAUGAGAUUCUUGGUUCAGAAGUUUGUCUUUUUUUCUGGUGAUGUCAAAAGAUUGGCACGUCAGAGAUUUCAGAUUUUACAAACUGCAUUUUUAAAUUCACAUCUGAAGCAAUACCACCUUAGGGCAGUCCUGUGUGUCUUUGUACUCCUCAAAUUUCCAGAUGACCAGAUUUUGGUACCACAUGAUUUCCUAAACAAAAGGCUGAAGUAAAUGCUUCUGAGCCUUUCCCUUUGUUUGCUUUUUUACUUCCCAUAAGCAUUGCCUACUUUCACUUUCAGUGCCAAACUGUAGAUGAUGUAGAUGUGGAGUGAUUUUCUGUUCACAUUUGAGUUAUGUAUGAUGGACAAAGUCAGAAAUAAGUGAAACAAACAUCGUAAUGAUUUGGUGGUACUUUUUAUAAUAAACAAAAUAACUUUAGAAAUGUGAAAGUUUCUGGAGGCUGUCAGUGUUGGUACAGGUACUGAGUUUGGUUGUAAUGCAAACUGCCACGUCUGCUUUUCACAUGUAAACCUUCCAAUCUCUUAAAAUGUUUCCGAUCAUGUUUCCAACGUAAAAGUACAAUCCCAUCACACAUCAGAUAUAGUAUAAUAAUUAAAUAAGUGACAUCAAUUUAAUUUUAACUUAUGACAAGUCCAUAUUUGACCUAGUUUAUCCCUUAUAAUGUCUUUAUUUCCCUCCAACACUAGCUUCUUUCUGCCUUCUUUCUGCCACCAGCAAGUGCCUUAAAGAGUAAAACUGGAAGUAGAAACGGGAGGGAAAGCCAAAAAAGGUGAUUCGAAGCACAUAUAUAGUGUAUGGAUGGUUUGAGUCUUGUGGCAGUUUUUACAAUAGUGGUUCUUACGCAGGAGAUUACAAUUAUAAACUGGAAGAAGAAACAGGAAAAGGACACACUUGGACCUGUCAGAUGUUAAGUCACAUCACUGAAACAUUCCCCUCAUUAAUAUUGAAUUUUUUUUGGAAUUCGAGUCACAAAAUCUUGACAUCUUUUGACCAUCAGACUAAACUGGUUCAAGAAGUUGUCAGCAGCCAUGAAAACAGCAAAUGAUUCCUUCCUUGCUUUUCCAUUGCUGUGCAGCGUUGUGCCCACUGCUGCCACCUGUGCCUGGACUUUUACCGAAAUAACAAUUAUGUUGCUGCAUAUUUUGUCAUUUUUGCACAGACAACUGCAACCAGUGCACUCAAAUAAACUGAUAAACAUGGAUAGUGCAGACUUUUUCCAUUUUCUUUGUUAAGACUCUGUGUUAAAGUCGAAAGGAACUUGGUUAGCUGAGGGUUUCUAUGUGUACUUUAAUUAACCAACCACUACUACACCGAUGCUUGUUAUUUCCACCCAUAUAUUCCUUUGGGGCCAAACAGCUCAGUGAAUAUUUGACAGGUGGAUCUGGCCGUAACGCCACAUGUUUAAGACUGCAUAUGGUACUGCAGAGUGAAGUGUUCAUGUUAUGACUGGAUGAAGGAUCAGCACAGGGAACUGAGCCUUCAUUGUAAGUAGAUGUAUUUGUCGCUGUUUGAGGUCAGAUGUGUUUGUGUGACAUUAAACUGAAGCGUGAUUGAGAAAAUUGUUACAUGAAGCAAAAGUAAACAAUGGUUUUUAAAAGUUUUGAAUGUUAUUCAGUAAAAAAAAGCCCACUGGUACCUUUUUUUUUGUUUUUUACCAACAUCAGAGGUUAUAAGGUGUUUAUAGCAUUGUUUUACAGUUUGUACAUCACAUACAACUUUCCCAUUGUUUAUUCUUGUAACAUCAUUGUAGGAAAAAAAAAAAAAAGGUUUGAUGGACUGGACCAAGUGUAGACUUUGAAAUGAACAGAAUCAGCACUACCA
Molecule: messenger RNA, 10330 nt
Organism: Sphaeramia orbicularis (orbiculate cardinalfish)
Lineage: Eukaryota; Metazoa; Chordata; Actinopteri; Kurtiformes; Apogonidae
Gene: plxnb2a.1
Product: plexin b2a, tandem duplicate 1
Exons: 43
Coding region: 570-6176 (1868 amino acids)
Biological process (GO): semaphorin-plexin signaling pathway; regulation of cell migration; regulation of cell shape
Cellular component (GO): plasma membrane; semaphorin receptor complex
Molecular function (GO): protein binding; semaphorin receptor activity
Source: RefSeq, a predicted model, not a curated record